Messenger RNA from Balaenoptera acutorostrata (minke whale), 1899 nucleotides. RefSeq names its product cytochrome b5 reductase 4-like. Gene Ontology annotation, molecular function: oxidoreductase activity; heme binding. Gene Ontology annotation, cellular component: endoplasmic reticulum. The record is from RefSeq and is a predicted model, not a curated record. Gene Ontology annotation, biological process: superoxide metabolic process; generation of precursor metabolites and energy. Lineage: Eukaryota; Metazoa; Chordata; Mammalia; Artiodactyla; Balaenopteridae.
CGAGCUAUCCCGUCGGGCACCGUACCCCAGGCAGGGCCCAGGCCAAGGGUCCAGGAUGCUGAACGUCCCUUCCCAGUCUUUACCGGGCUCCAAGCAGCAGCGCGUCUCCUCCAGGGGGUGUAGCAAAGUCCCUCUGAAACAGGGCAGAAGUCUUAUGGAUUGGAUUCGACUGACCAAAAGUGGAAAGGACCUAACAGGAUUAAAAGGAAGAUUAAUUGAAGUAACUGAAGAAGAACUGAAAAAACACAACAAAAAAGAUGAUUGUUGGAUAUGCAUAAGAGGCUUUGUUUAUAACGUCAGCCCGUAUAUGGAGUGUCAUCCUGGUGGAGAAGAGGAACUUAUGAGAGCAGCAGGAUCAGAUGGUACUGACCUUUUUGAUCAGGCCUGCAAGAUGGUUCAUCGUUGGGUCAACUAUGAAUCCAUGCUGAAAGAAUGCCUGGUUGGCAGGAUGGCCGUUAAACCUGCUUUUCCUAAAGACUAUCAUGAGGAAAAGAAACUCUUAAACGGCAUGCUUCCCAAGAGCCAAGUGACAGAUCCACUUGCCAGAGAAGGACCUAGUUCUCCAAGCUAUGACUGGUUCCAAAGAGACGCUUUAGUCACCAUUGUCAUAUAUACUAAACAGAAGGAUAUCAAUUUAGACUCAGUAAUAGCUGAUCACCGGGAUGAUUCCUUUAAAGCAGAAACAGUUAUCAAGGAUUAUUCAUAUCUUAUACAUAUUGCCCUAAGUCAUGAGAUUCAGGAAGAUUUUUCUGUGAGAGUUGUUGAGAAUGUGGGAAAAAUAGAGAUUGUCCUGAAGAAAAAAGAGAAUACUUCUUGGAAAUGCCUUGGUCAUCCCCUGGAGAAUCAUAAUUCACUUAUUCCAAAGAAAGAUACAGGUACUGAAAUUGUGAAGCCAUAUACACCUGUAUCUGAUUCCUUAUUCUCAGAGUUCAAGGAACCAGUUCUUCCCAACAAUAAAUACAUCUACUUUUUGAUCAAAAUCUACCCUGCUGGACUCUUCACACCAGAGCUUGAUCAUCUUCAGAUUGGAGAUUAUGUUUCUGUAAGCAAUCCCGAGGGCAAUUUUAAAAUAUCCCAGUUCCAAGAAUUGGAAGAUCUCUUUUUAUUGGCAGCGGGAACAGGCUUCACACCAAUGGUUAAAGUACUGAGUUAUGCUUUGACUAAUAUACCCAGUCUCAGGAAAGUGAAGCUGAUGUUCUUCAAUAAAACAGAGGAUCACAUAAUUUGGAGAAGCCAAUUGGAGAAAUUAGCAUUUAAGGAUAAAAGAUUUGACCUUGAAUUUGUUCUCUCAGCACCUACUUCUGAAUGGAAUGGCAAACGGGGAUACGUUUCACCAGCUCUGCUUUCUGAAUUUUUGAAAAGAAGUUUAGACAUGUCCAAAGUCCUCAUCUGCAUUUGUGGACCAAUGCCAUUUACAGAACAAGGAAUGAAGUUGCUGCAUGAUUUGAACUUUUCCAAAGAUGAGAUCCAUAGUUUUACAGCAUAAUGAAGAGGUGUCAUUCAACUGUUUUAGCUAAAUUUGUGAUUACUUAGGGUUUUUUAAAAGAACAUUUUUGUAUAUAGGUUAACUGGAAUCCAGGUUUUAGUUUCUUAAAUGAAAUCAAAUGUUUCUUCACUAUAGAUACCUUGUUGACUUUAUUUUGUACCAUAACUUAUUUUACUACUGAUAUUUGUCCUGGAAGGUCAAUCAUGGCAACAAGUAUAUACAGGAUUCUUUGUUAUGAAUCACAAAGUUCCUUACCAUUUAAACUGUAUCACUGUUCUACAAUAAGCUUUUGUGUUUUAUGACAUGAUAAAGCAAAUGAUCAUUUUGAUCACAUUUCUGUGCUGUAAGAUGUCUGAUUAGCAAUACAGAUUAAAUUUUACAUUGCACUGUAAACUCAGGAAAUGAUCAUUUAU